Molecule: messenger RNA, 789 nt
Organism: Exophiala aquamarina CBS 119918
Lineage: Eukaryota; Fungi; Ascomycota; Eurotiomycetes; Chaetothyriales; Herpotrichiellaceae
Exons: 1
Coding region: 1-789 (262 amino acids)
Source: RefSeq, a predicted model, not a curated record
AUGGAAAACGACGACUAUGGCAAUUAUGAUACUUUCAGAGACUGUAUCUUCUCAGCAAUAGUCGAAAAAUCUCUGGAUCUGUCUAAGAAAGCCUGCAAAGCCGCCAAAAAGGGUGGCCUAGCCAAGCAUGGCGAGAAAGGGGAGUCUCAGCCUCGUGAAAACCUCUAUACGGAAGCUUCAUCUAAAGAGGGAGACGCCUCUGCUCUUGCAGAGUUUUCAGACUACCUCGCCGGUGAAAUAUUCACCAGCCUUCCAAAUGAACUCAAGGGCCUGUCCUACCAUGCGACGCAGAAUGAUGCAGAGCUCUCGGAAAAGUGGUCCUUGCCACUCACUCUUUCCAUGAUUGAGGAAGCUUCUGCACAUAUCUCAGGAGAUGUCGUGGACAGUUUAGCAACAUAUGCGAUCAUUGAGCCACCGAAGUCCGACAUCCAGUCUUUCAUGGGUGGUGUUUUGUCCACCUUUGUCUCGAUCGUGACCAUCCCACCUCCUAAAUGGAUCGCAACCAAGACAGGCGCCUGCGAGAUCUGUGAACGGGACUGGGUACCGAUGACAUACCACCAUCUCAUCCCUCGGCAGAUUCACACCAAAGUCCUCAAAAGAGGCUGGCACGAGGAGCACAAGCUGAACAGUGUCGCAUGGCUCUGUCGCGCCUGCCACAGCUUUGUGCAUCGCAUGGCUUCUAAUGAGGAGCUGGCUUGUGAUUGGUAUACUGUCGACCGGAUCUGUGAGAGGGAAGACAUGCAAAAAUGGGCUCAAUGGGUUCGACGUGUGCGAUGGAAGAAGACCUGA